Molecule: messenger RNA, 7305 nt
Organism: Thalassophryne amazonica
Lineage: Eukaryota; Metazoa; Chordata; Actinopteri; Batrachoidiformes; Batrachoididae
Gene: dlc1
Product: DLC1 Rho GTPase activating protein
Exons: 17
Coding region: 296-5671 (1791 amino acids)
Biological process (GO): regulation of Rho protein signal transduction; actin cytoskeleton organization; signal transduction
Cellular component (GO): membrane raft; focal adhesion
Molecular function (GO): GTPase activator activity; lipid binding; protein binding
Source: RefSeq, a predicted model, not a curated record
UCAAGAUGGAAGUUGACGGUGGACUUGUCACAGCUGCCCGGCUUUUCCUCUGCAUUUGGGACGUUUCCCUGUUUCAUGAACUGCUUCACAGCGAAGACUGAAAUCCAGAAAAUGGCCCUCAGAGAUACAGAAUAAGGACUGCUCUCAGAAUUAAGACGAUGCUAAGUCAUCUGUUUACAGAUGGAAUCAUACUUCCCAACGUUGGAUUUUUACUUUGGGAUAAAUGAAAAGAUUUGGUUUCUCACAUUCACCAGGCCUCUAAAGUACCUUGAUGGGAUAGCACUGGCUAUCCACCAUGUCAGUAGCUAUACGUAAAAGAAGUUGGGAAGAGCACGUGACUCACUCGUCAGGAUUACAGUACAGCUAUGAUGAUCUGGAUCUGGUCUGUUGUCAUGGGGUUGACCGUGGUGCAUCUUGGGUGGGUUCAAGAGUUUCUAAACAAGGCCAACGUGCAAGGUGUGCCUCAAUGCCAGAAUGCUGCCACCAACCGUCCACAGAUAUCAUAUGUCAGGCAUCGAAGGUGAUGACUUCUGUGGUCCAUAAUAAUGAUUCAGAACAUAUGAAUUCAGUGGAAAGUAAUGGAACAAUUUCACAUAUUUCUUGCACAGUUGGUAGAAGUGCUCACUGUGAAAACCCUGAAGGUGUGGUUGGUGCAGUAAAUAGCCAAAGCCAAAAUAUAGGCAAUGGCAACAAUGCGCUUAAAAGUGAACAUAUCUGUGGUACACUGCAACAAUGCAUCUCUAUUUCUUUAAACAAUGGGCCUCCAUUGUCAGAAUGUGCUGGUGAACAGCCUGGCAAACAUCCAAAUCAUCUCGGAACAAAGGAGAGACAGAGAGAAGGUUACAGCAGACCCCCCGAUUUCUCUGGGCCAACACUGAACCAUUCCUCUGCUGCUGAAACUCUACUCCCAGAUGUUGAAGACAAGAUUUCCACCACUGGUCACCAGGAUGCAAGUGCAACUUUUCCUGUUAGUGAGACACAGUAUUCGGUUAAUAUGAUGGAAAAUGGUGAUGUAAUGUCAAAUACUGUGAAGAAUGUGGAUCCAACACUGCCUUUAGUGGCAGAAGGAGAUUCAGCUGACAAACCAAAUGGAAAUGGAUUAAAUUAUCUCAAUCUUUUAAAUGGAAAUACUAAUUUAAAUCAUCACUCAAGUGACAUUAAAGAAGGAGAUCAAAACCAUGAGUGUACUGGAUGUCAGAAGCAGAUUCCUUUUUCUGAAAUAGCUGAAGACAAGUUGUUUGUGGCGCACGAUGUUGAAAUGGCAGCAAUAAACCAGGGAGAGGAAAGAGCCAAACCAGAAAGUGAGGAAGCAGCAGAUGUCGAGUGUGGAAUGACGCCAUCUGACAGAUGUUCCGAUGGGCAGUGCUGCACUGCGUCAUUAAAUGAUGUUUCUACCAAACAGCUGGAUGUUGGAAUUGUAAAAGGUGACCCCACACAGAUUGGGACAAACACCACUGAAAAUACACAGCAGGCUUUGGGGCCAAAUCCCUCCAUAAAUGCAGCAUCUGAAAACAUGAAUGGCAGCUCACUGUGUUUUUGUGAGGACCACAUCAUACCUCAUCACUUACGGUUGGAAAACAGUUCUUCAAAACUGGACAUUAUUCUGGAGGUCAGUCUCAGUGAGGCAGAUGACAAACCUGUACUGGGACCUGAAAAUAACAUAUCUGUGACUGUCACCCACUGUCCAGUGGCUCAGCACUCACACACGAGUGAGGAGCAAACACAUACUAAACAACCCACCGGAUGCCGAGCAUCCUGCUGCACAGAGGUCAGUGAUGUCCUCUUGCUGGAGGGACUCCAUGGCAACCAAGCUUCUGCAUGUUGCUGCAAUGAGUCACCUGCAUCUGUGGUGGCAGAUGGUCAGAGGGAAUGCCACAGGCCAGGAGCCACACUUUGGAGAAUGGAUGAGACGGACAGUGCAGCACAGACGGUGAUCUACAGUGACACGCAGUUUAUCAAUCCAGAUUUAGAUGGGAUGGAUGAACCCGGAUAUCAAGAGGAUGACAAAAAGAAGAAAAUGUGCCAUAGAAAGACUGAACACACUCGUCUGGACUCCAUGGUGCUGCUGCUGAUGAAGUUAGACCAACUGGACAAAGAAAUUGAGACUGCCCUCAAUGCCACUUCCUCUAAGGACAGUACCCCCACAAUUCAGCAUCGACAGCCACUGAACACUGUUUCUGUUCCUGACAAAGAAAGAGCAGAGAUUGAAGCCAAAGAGGCCUGCACAUGGCUCCGGGCAGCAGGAUUCCCUCAGUAUGCCCAGCUUUAUGAAGAUGCCCAGUUUCCCAUUGACAUCUCUUCAGUCACCAGAGACCAUGACUUUCUGGAUCAGGACUCCAUUGAGGCUUUAUGCAGGAGACUGAACACACUUAACAAAUGUGCUUUAAUGAGACUGGAGAUAACACCCCAAAGAAAAAGAAGUGAAGAUUCAGAUGAAGAUGAACUUUGUGCUAUCAGCGGCCGUUGGACCUUCCAAAGAGACAGCAAGCGCUGGUCACGUAUGGAGGAGCUGGAAGUUUUCUCUAUGCUGCCAACAGAUGCUAUCAUGCCGCCAUGUCUGAAGGAUGGCGUUUCUCAGACAGGGAAGCUCAUGCUCUGUGAAGGCAAUAGCUCAGAGAGUGUGCUGACUGACUUAAGUGAGCAACCUGAAGUGGGUUCUGUCCACAGCAGUGGGAGUGGCGGGCGAGGCGAAGAUAAGAGCCAUGGUGUUGCCACGGCGACUGAGAGUGUACCCACUGAUUCCACUCGUGCCAACUCUGUAAUGAGCAUGUGUUCAUCCUCAGGCACAGGUGGGUCAGGGUGUGCUAAUGAGGACUAUCUCUCUGAUGGCUUACCUCCAUCCCCCUUGGAGACAUUUGGGCAGUUCACAUUUGAUAUGAAAACAGGGAUGGUAGGAGUUGGAGGAAGUCUGGAGAAAGGAGGUGGCAAUCUGAAAAGCACACGUUCACGAGCUAAGAGCUUCCUCAAGAGGAUGGAGAGUCUUCGGCUCCACAGCAGUGCCUCCUCCAAGAGGAAGAAGAAGACAAACACCAGUGGCAGGAAGAUAGAAAUCAGUGGCCCUGUUAUCAAAGAGGGUCUAGAUGAUGAUAAGUUGCGUCGGUUGAAUUGUGUAGAUAUCUCCAGUAUUACCCUCCAUCAAAAUGUUAAUCAUAACUCCUCAAGUUAUCCACCUCAGGUUAUGACACUUAACCGGAAUCCAUGUGUUUCCUACUCCACGCAGACCAGCACCGGCAGCACCGGCAGCAGCCAGUCUGAAGCCAGCAGUGGAAGUGCAGUGAGCACGCCGAGCCCCGUGACCCGCACUCGAAGUCACAGUGCAGCAGCAGGAUCGAGUAAAAGAGGGGGGAUGUAUUUAGAGGGGUUUGACCCUUUCAGCAUCCUUAAUCAAUGUUCAGAUAAACAGCCAUUAUCCCAGCGUAAGCCUGCCUCACCAACACGACGCAAAGCUCGUAAUAGGCCGACAGCUAAUGAGCAGAACCACAGGAGCAGCUGCAGUGCUCGAGAUAAUGUUAGACAAGUAGAAGAAGAGGAGGGCAAAAUGCAGAGCAUGAUCUUCUUCUACUUACCAGAAGGACACAAGCCUGGAACUUUUCCCAAGUCCCUGUGCAACGGGAGUUCACACACCAACAGUAGGAAUGAUAAUGGGAAUACGGUUAUUCUCAGGGGACGGCAAAGCAGGCAUCAGCGUUACAGCUCUUCGGGUUCUGUUGAGAGUCGGCUCAGUUUCUAUGACAAUGUCCCGUGCACUGAGAGAGAAGAGGUGAUAGGGGAGGAAGGAGGAGAUGUGCACAGACUGGAGGAAGUUCUGCAGCACGUCAGCAGCCUCCAGAGCUUUGUUCAUGUCUGGUCACAGGCUGUAGCUGGUGAAGAAGAGGAAGAUGAAGAAGAUGAAGAGGAAGAAGAAGACUCUGAUUCAGCACUAGAUUCAGCCUCUCCGUGCCUGUCCUCCCCUCUGCAAAACCAAUUAGAGGAAACUGAGAAUGGAAGUGACCGAGACAGCACAGGAAUUCUCAGGGAGGGAGAGGAUGGAAUGAGAGAGAGAAGGGAUUCUGGAGUUGGAACAUCUUUGACGCGCAGCAACAGGCCACAGAAACUCCGAUGGCCGAGCUUUCAGAACUCUCAUCGUCCCAGUUUGGCCUCCGCCCAGCUCCAGAUUAGCUGCCAGUCUGUGCUGCAGAUGAAUUUGCUGCAGAAACUUUCCCUGCUGCAUCUUACUGCUCUGCUGGAGAAGCACACACCUAUCAACAAACACGGCUUCAGCUGGGCUGUGCCAAAGUUCAUGAAACGGAUAAAGGUGCGCGACUACAAAGACAGGAAUGUGUUUGGUGUCCCACUGCAAGUCAUUGUUCAGCGGACAGGCCAGCCUCUCCCUCAGGGGAUUCAGCAGGCUAUGCGCUACUUACGCAAUCAGUGCCUCGAUCAGGUGGGCCUUUUCAGGAAAUCAGGAGUUAAAUCUCGUAUUCAAGCUCUGCGCCAGAUGAAUGAGACAUGUGGUCCAGAAGGGGGUGGAGUCAGCUAUGAUGGCCAGUCAGCUUAUGAUGUCGCUGACAUGCUUAAGCAGUACUUCAGAGAUUUGCCAGAGCCGCUGCUUACUAACAAAUUGUCUGAGACUUUUCUCCAGAUCUAUCAGUACAUCCCCAAAGAUGUUCGUCUGCAGGCAGCUCGCGCAGCUGUGUUGCUGCUGCCUGAUGAGAACAGAGAGGCGCUGCACACGCUCCUCUGUCUGCUGAGUGAUGUGACGGUCAGCGUGGGAGAGAACCAGAUGACCCCAACUAACCUGGCAGUGUGUCUGGCCCCAUCCCUGUUUCACUUAAACACCCUGCACCGCAAGGAGAGUUCCUCACCACGGGUGAUGAACAGAAAACAAACACUGGGAAAACCGGAUCAGAGAGACCUGAAUGAGAACCUGGCUGCCACUCAUUGCCUGGCACACAUGAUUCAGGAGUGCAGGAAACUUUUCCAGAUUCCUGAGGAAAUGAGUCAUUGCAAAAAUUCCUAUGCGGAGCAAGCUUUGCUGCCACAAGGGCUGAAGACAUUUGUCAGUGAGGAGGCUGGGCAAAGAGGUUACAGGACACAUCUACAGGACAGCUUAGAGGCGCUUCUCAAAGACGCCAAAGACAAGUUCAAAGGAUAUGACAGCUGUUCCACCACUGAGCAUGCUGAGCUGGCCAAUAGAAAGGUGCAUGAUGGCGUCCCACUGCGCCUGUGGAAGGUGACUGUGGAGGUGCCUGCGGGUCCAGAAGAGGUUUUUAUGCGUGUGUUGCGGGAGCAGGGUCACUGGGAUGAGGACCUGCUGGAGAGCCGAGUGAUUGAGAGUUUGGACGAGAGGACAGAAAUCUACCAGUAUGUCAAGAAUACCAUGGCCCCCCAUCCCACCAGAGACCACCUGGUGCUCAGAACAUGGGUCACAGACCUCCCAAAGGGAGCGUGCGCACUGGUUUGCACCUCUGUGGACCAUGAAGAGGUUUCGGUUGUGGGUGUCCGGGCAAAGGUCCACAUGUCUCGCUACUUUAUCGAGCCCUGUGGAGCCAACAAAUCCAGACUUACACAUAUUUCCAGGAUUGACUGGAGGGGUCGUUUCCCGGAGUGGUACAAUAAAAUGUACGGACAUUUGUGCGCUGCCGAGGUGGCACGGAUACGCGACUCAUUCACUGUACCCCUGGACAAAUGAGAAAGCAGCAGCAGCCAGAGAUGUGUCAGCAGCUUAUUUCAACCUGGACUGAUUGGAGCACGUUUUAGAUUCUGCUUGGAAUUUGAAAGGACGCAACUCGUUCCAACAGCACAAAGUUAGACGGGUUUCAAACUUGUAUAUACUACACAAAUGUAAAGGAGAAGUCCUGGAUUGAAGGAGUUUUGUGUUUGUUUUCACUACAUCACAACAGACUAUUGUCUCAGAGUCUUCUGUCGGACUCAGCAUCUUUCCAAAAGGACUCACAUGAUGGGACAAAGGACAUGGCUUUGCUGACGCAAGACGUGAUGUUUAUGCUGUUGCCAAAGGGUGCUAUUGCUUCUGAGAAGCAAGUGAGUUCACUCUGUGUGUGUGAGAAUCAUGUUAUCAAUUAUCUCAUGCAUUCAUGAGGUAAUUGAUAAAUCCUACUUGCACUGGUUUCCAGUUGCAUCAUAACAUGUACAUAGUUUUGUGUUCACAGCAACAGUUGAUGUAACUGUUUUUCUGUUACAGCAGGAAUAUUAGACAAUAUUAUGCUAUGUGAUUGUUGAUUUCACAGGCAAAGAAAGACGUGAAUGUGCCGAUGAUAGGUGUGCAAACAUAAGAUGGGAGGUCAUAAUGUCUGGCUGUGUAUUGGUGGCUGGUUCACCAACAGGAAAGGUCUGAGCGUUCUGUACUAAAAUACAAAAAUAUCGCAGAGAAAUUAAAAGUCUGUAAACCUCAAAUGCCCCUAGAUUUGAAGUAGAAGAACUUUUGUUCUUGAUAAUGUGUUGGAAAACUUGUACAGCAUCAUAUACAAAUAGUUAAGAGCAGUUAAAACCCGAGCUGUUUGUGACAGACUCCCAGCACGACAGAAAGAAAAUCACAUUUUUCAAACUUCAUAAAACAUUUCUAAUUUGAUAAAAAAAAUUGUUGAAUUAUUAAAUGUUUAUACUAAAUAAGGUUGAGCUGAAAAUGUAUAAAGUACAUUGAGUUACCGACAGCUAUAUCACAAUAAAUAGCACAGUAGUCACAUUUCUUUGAAGUCAUAAUGACCCAAAGUCAGUUUGUCCUUUAUGGGCUGGUUCUGAUUUCAAUGAGAUGUGACUAAUAAUAAUAAUAAUAAUAAUAGUUACAUCUCUUUGAAAUCAUAACAACCCAACAUCAAUUUGGCCUUUAAAGGAAAAGAAAACCCACUGAUAAAAUACAGCUGAGACGAUAGACUGUGCUAUAAACUAAUGAUUGAUGUGUAUCAAUGAAAAUAAGGAGCUCUUACAACUGAAAUAAUCAUCUCUGAAAAUCUAUUUCAGGGGUAGGCAACCUGUUCCAGAAAGAGCCAUGAGGGUGCAGGUUUUCUUUGCAGCCACUGACUCCACCAGGUGAUUUUACUGAUUAAUAUCACUUUGAGCAGAUGGAAUCAGUUAAUCAGUGAAAUCACCUGGUGGAGUCAGUGGCUGCAAAGAAAACCUGCACCCUCAUGGCUCUUUCUGGAACAGGUUGCCUACCCCUGAUCUAUUUGGUAAACAUUCUGUUAAGCAGAAUUCAUCCAUCAUUGACAAUUCCAUAAAUGCUGCCAUUAACACAAUUUUAAUCAAUCAGUAAAAAAAAAACCUUGGAUAGCUUGCGGAAUUGCUGUGACAUGGCAUGGGCACAGAAAA